GUGAGCUGUAGCUGGAUAGGGAGGCGCCAUUCCAGAAGCUCAUCCGCAUUGCCAUAGGUAGUUCUCGCAUCUGUUGAGGGGAUUGUCGAGUUGAAACGGGAGCGCAGGAAAAGAGGAGCCCUGCUUAUCAAAUGCAGCGGCGUGCAGCGUGCGGCAAGCAGCAAGUGACUAAAUCAAUAAGGCCUGCAGCAGCAACGAUGUUUGACGCCAGCGCUACUAUACUCUUGAUCCAUUUUCUUGAACUGCCAUAAGAAGUGGUGAUCAGAGGCCAAAGAUGGCACCUGAGUUCCCCACCCCAGUCACUCCACCCCCGCCACUUUCGGCUCACUCUAUUGAAGUUGAGAGAGCCAGGAUCGCUGAAGAAGCAGCUCGACAUUCUCCAGCAGUUACGCAGUCGUCAAUCCUGUAUGAAGACGAAUGGAUCGUUGCUGUGAAUAAGCCCGCCGGCAGGUAUUGCGAGGACGUUUUGGCAGGGGUGGUGGGGCUGCUGGCGGGCCUUGGGGGGCUUUCACACCAGUCAGGGUCUGACUCUGGAAAAGCGGUGGUGGAAGCUGGUGUACGUUGUGACAGCAUCUAUGCAGGACGAGACGAAAGUCAGCUGACAAGAGGGGGUGUCUCAUCAGAUGUUGAUGCAUUGGUGGGGGAUAUUGGCCGACUGCAGGCCAACGAGGAGGUGGCAAAAGUUUUAGUUGAGAAUCCUGGAGCCUCGGAUGGGGAUAAUGAUAGUUCAAGUGGGGCGGCACCGCAAUAUGGAGGGGCUGAAAUUCCUGCGGCACGGGUCCACAUCCGCCCACAAGAAGCGAAGCUGGCCAAGCAAAGCAGGCGGGAAGGGGGGGCGGCAGGAGGCAAGAAUGCUGCUGAAGCUUUGGAAGCUCUUGCUUACAUGGUCCACCGGCUGGAUCGUGACACAAGCGGAGUUCAAAUCGUGGCGAAGUCGAAGCACGCCGCAGCGGCAUUCAUGAAGCUCUUUGCUGACCGCCAAGUCCGCAAGACCUACCUCGCACUCGGGCAUGGCACCCCCCCAGAUUGGAGAGAUUUCACACUGCGGACCGGACACGGACGCUCCCGCCACGGGAUGUUCCGCGUGUACGCAGAGGAGGACGUCGGGCGGAGCCUACCGGGGGCAAAAGCUGCCCGGGUGCAGUCAAUGGAGACGCGGUUUGAGGUGCUCGGGACGUUUGCCCCGAGGGAUAGUCACGGAAACUUCACGUCAAAAUCAGAGGACGGACUGUCUCAACAAUGCGUGAACCGGUGUUCAGCGGAUGAGGAGGACGGGCGCAGGCUUUGCGAAGCGCGUGACAGCAAGGAAGGGUUAAGCGAAGGGGUUAGAAAGUCAGAGGAGGUGCUUCGAGGCGGUCUUGGUGAAGUUUGUUUGGAUGUACGGGAAGCCGAAAGGAGUUGCGAAGAGGCUGGUAGCAGUACAAAUGGGGCGGGUCUCGGAAAUGAUGAGCGUUCGAAUCUGGAGCUUGCUGAUGAAAACGGCAGGGUGAGCACCAAUUUGCCACUUGGCGAGGGCUCCGACGGGCAUGUUAGUCCUCUCAGUGAUGACGUCCAUGGGCGAAAGUUGAAUAACAAUCCCUCCAUCUUAAGAUGCGAGCUAGGCCAACAGGACGAGACUUGUGAGGAUCAGCCAAGCGCGCGACAGUUGGGACCGUCAGAUGUUCUUGCGAAUACCACAAACCCGUCGAUCUUAGCCAGAGAGUUAGAAGAAGCCCGAUUCGUUCUCUUGCGGUGCCAUCCGCUGACCGGCAGGACGCAUCAAAUUCGGCUGCACUGUCUGUUUUUGGGGCUGCCUCUGAUAGGGGACGCUCGUUACGGGGGUCUGUUAGAAACGGCCGGCAAAGAGCAAGCGGCUCAUUGCCUGCACGCCGAGAGUCUUGCCUUGGAUCAUCCGUUUCUAGGAACGCACUUAAGCAUCAAAGCGCCCGGCCCAUCUUGGGCUUCUGCGGCGACGUAACUUGACGUUGAUCAUUCAAAAGGACGGUUCUAGUACUCUGGCUUUUGUCGUAUUGUGGCAGAGGUUGCAAUGACGACUUCGAUGUGAAU
This is a messenger RNA of Klebsormidium nitens, 2046 nucleotides long. Lineage: Eukaryota; Viridiplantae; Streptophyta; Klebsormidiophyceae; Klebsormidiales; Klebsormidiaceae. The record is from the annotation of a GenBank genome assembly.